AUACAUAAGGAUUACAGUCUCGUUGCUUUCCCCUUUCCGGCCGGACUACCUUCCUUCCCUAUCUGCCAAACACACACACACUCGCCACCAUGGUGCUGUGUGAGGAGCGGGAGUGCACGGUGUGCUACCGGGCGUACUCGCGGAGCCUGCGCGUUCCCAGGGUGCUCCACUGCCGCCACACCUUCUGCGCCCCGUGCCUGGAGGCCAUGGCGGUGCCCAAGAGCGGCCUGCUCACCGUGAGGUGCCCACUCUGUCGACAGAUGACCUGCGUCAGUGCCCACCACAGCCUACAGGGGGCACUCUGGGUCAACAGCCGCCUAUGGGACCAAAUACCCGACUACGUCAUAGAGGAGGAAGAUGAGGAAGAAGAGGAGCAGGAGAGGAGGCGCAGAGAGGAGGAGGAGGUGCUGAGGGAGAGACAGCAGGAGGCGGAGGGCAGGGUGAGGGAGAUCGCGGAGGUGGAGGAGAGUACGGAGGAGGCCACCGCUUCUGUGAGAUGUCUGGGCUCCAGUCACUAUCGCCCCCGUCUACGACUGCCCUCCUUCUUCCGCCGGCUGGGUUUUGCCAAGCAGCCCCGAGAGAGGAUCCUGUCCAGCUCCAACGUCGAGAUGAAGUCCUGGCGAAGGUUGACAGCGGCUGAGAUGAUAUAAAGCUGAAGAAGACCAUGAGGAAGAUCAAUAUCUGCAGAAGAACAUGAUAAUGAGUAUGAGGAUGGUAGAGGAGGAAGACCAGGAUGAGGACGAGAAAGAGUAUGGGCGAGGAAGAGGAGGAGGAUGAAGAAGACAGAGGAAUACGAAUGAGACUGAAUACGAAGAUCAAGAGACUGAUGAGGAAGAGGAAGGAUAUGGACAAGGAAGAGGAGGAAGGAGAGGAGGAAGAUGGAGUUGCGGCCAACGGUCUUCUCUUCCAGCCAGACUCUAACUGUAGUCUGCCAAUUCCCAAGAGCCCUUGGGGCCGAUUGUUUCCCAACAGUCACUAGAGACAGACACCAGCCACGGGAUUAUCUGGGGGAAUUAUGAGCCAAACGUACACAGACACACACACACACACACUCACUCACACUGGACAUUUGCCAUGGCUCACAGCACAGAGCUUUGUGUGGGCCUACUAAGUGUGUGUUUAAAUGUUUGUGUUACGAUGUGGGUUUGUGGAAAAGUGUGUAUUAUGUGGGUACAUGGGUACUCUUUGUGGGUCUGUGUGAAUUGUUGUACCGUAUGUGUAUUGUGACGUGGGUGUGUACAUUUCAUGAUGCGGGGGUGUGUGUGUUUACGUUUCUUAUGAUGUGGGUGUCUUUGUAUAAGUAAGUACGUUAGUGGAUUUAGCAUGUGAGGGAGGAUGCACCAUAGGGUGUGGCGUGUGGCUAUUAUGUGGGGACCGCUUGACUGUUUGAGUUUAGCGUGUGGCUAUUAUCUAUGUGAGUUAUUAUCUAUGCGGGGUCUCUCAUUAGCUAUGCUAAAGCUAAUCCAGAGCAGCUGCAACAGUGAGACUCCCAUCAGAUGUCCCAAUAGACAGGGAGAGGUCUAGCCACAGAGAGAGAGAGAGAGAGAGAGAGAGAGAGAGAGAGAGAGAGAGAGAGCGAGAGAGAGAGAGAGAGAGAGAGAGAGAGAGAGAGAGAGAGAGAGAGGGAGAGAGAGAGAGAGAGAUAUGUAGCCACAGAGAGAGUCAGACAGAGCAUGAAAUAGAGUGUUAGAGACAGAGAGAAAUAGCCAGAGAAAGAGAUGGAGAGAUAGAGCAAUAGAUGGAUAAAAAGAAAGUGAGCAGAGAGAGGGCAAAAUAAUGAGAGCGAUAGAAGGAGGGAGGUUGGGCGGGGGAGGGGUGUGUGUAACGGUGCCGCACUUUGACAGAUGGACUGUGAGGAAGCACACACAGCCACCCCCGCCCUAUUCACGUAUGACCCCCUUCAGUUAGCAUAAUCACACACCAGGAGACUGAGCCUUUAAUAUAUGCCUUUGUAUUUAUCGCAGAUUAUUUUAUACAAAAUAAAAACAAAUCAAACUUUGUAAAAAGACGUGUUUGUCUCAAUGUGGUUGCAUACACAUAAAAUGAGUUUGGGAAAGAAAGUUUGUGCAACA
Molecule: messenger RNA, 2072 nt
Organism: Engraulis encrasicolus (European anchovy)
Lineage: Eukaryota; Metazoa; Chordata; Actinopteri; Clupeiformes; Engraulidae
Exons: 4
Coding region: 90-650 (186 amino acids)
Biological process (GO): protein ubiquitination
Molecular function (GO): ubiquitin protein ligase activity
Source: RefSeq, a predicted model, not a curated record